This is a messenger RNA of Sinocyclocheilus grahami, 1056 nucleotides long. RefSeq names its product protein unc-13 homolog B-like. Gene Ontology annotation, biological process: presynaptic dense core vesicle exocytosis; dense core granule priming; synaptic transmission, glutamatergic. The record is from RefSeq and is a predicted model, not a curated record. Gene Ontology annotation, molecular function: calmodulin binding; diacylglycerol binding; syntaxin-1 binding. Lineage: Eukaryota; Metazoa; Chordata; Actinopteri; Cypriniformes; Cyprinidae. Gene Ontology annotation, cellular component: neuromuscular junction; plasma membrane; presynaptic membrane. The transcript has 11 exons. Bases 1 to 1056 code for a protein of 351 amino acids.
AUGAUUCAAAAGUUUGAGUCAGAUUCUCAGCACUUUGAAGCUACUCUCCUCAUGUGCAGUGUCCCGUGUGCCUUCAAAGGACGCUGCACACAUGAGAUCAGCCGGCUGGACCUGGGCCUUAUUGUAGAGGUGUGGAACAAAGGUCUCAUCUGGGACACCAUGUUAGGAACAGCCUGGAUUCCACUCAAAAGCAUCUGCCAUUCAGAGGAGGAGGGCCCUGGCGAAUGGAUAUUUCUGGACUCUGAAGUUCUGAUGAAGGCAGAUGAGAUUUAUGGGACUAAAAACCCAACGCCACAUCGAGUCCUACUGGACUCUCGCUUUGAACUGCCCUUCGAAAUCCCAGAGGAUGAGGCUCGAUACUGGACCGGCAAAUUGGAACGCAUCAACACUAUGGGCAUUCAUGAUGAGGAUGAAGUAGCGGGACGCCCUCUGCCCUGUGCUGCCUCUCAAUGCUGCAACUAUUUUGGAUGGGCCAACAGCCAGACUUUGGAUGACCUAGACAGUGCGGUGGAUGAUAGAGACAGUGACUACAGGAGUGAGACGAGCAGUAGUUUACCUCCACGCUACCACACUACAGCCCAGCCCAACUCUUCACUUCACCAGUAUCCCAUGGGGCCACGCUUUCAGCAGGCCAUGGAUUCCUGUGCUGACUCUUUGCACAGCUUUGAAUUUUUCUAUAGGGAUCACCAUGCAAGCAGCCCUGUGGACUCCUGUCGUUUUGGAUCUUCAGGGAACCUCAGCCAAGCUAGUUCUCAGCUCAGUGAGCCUGGUCAGGAGAGUGCUGCGUGUUCAGAGUUAGAGGAGUCCUACCAUUCCUACCACAGUACCGGCUAUCGACCAUCCAGAAAUGGACAUCACCCUACCAAUGGACAUACUUCCUGGGGGGAAGAUGAGGGAUUGAAAUCCUCCCAAGACAACGGAAGGGGUAUAAGCAGCACUAUAAAAAAGGAAAUGGUUUCUAAAGUGGACAAAAUGCCUGAAAAAACUCUCAAAGGCUUCAGGGAUGAUGGAACGCCAUUGCCAUUCUCUACAUCCAGAUUGCAGGAAAUGGGGUGA